This is a messenger RNA of Fusarium proliferatum ET1, 504 nucleotides long. RefSeq lists its product as uncharacterized. The record is from RefSeq and is a predicted model, not a curated record. The coding region runs from base 1 to 504 and encodes 167 amino acids. The transcript has a single exon. Lineage: Eukaryota; Fungi; Ascomycota; Sordariomycetes; Hypocreales; Nectriaceae.
AUGCUCGAUCAUGACGGCGCAUCUGAGAAGGUACAGCUGGGCGAAGAUACCGCGGCUAGACACAUCGACCAAUAUGGAUCACCCUCAAACAUUGCGACCUCAACAAAGAGUCUGAGGGAUCUCUCACCUUCAACUUUUAAUAAGAGUCUUUGGAACACCGAGAAGAAAGCUAAACAUCGUAUGUGUGGAAGUUGGUUCCGCACAGCGGCCUUUGAGGAUUUUCAAUACGAUAUUUCACUAGACCAUACCGAGGAUGAGUUCAUGGCCUUGUACGGGUCAAGUUGUUAUCAGCCUCCAGAGACAUGGCUUCCGAAACCAAAACUCUGGCUUCCUGAGCAUAGUGCUACUAGCAACUACCUAGAAGCCCCAGAUUUUGAAGAGCCUCUGUCAAUAUCGCACGAUGGAGCCCAAGUAGAUGAAAAAGGUCGCGUGAAGUUCAAUAUCGAGCUUGCUCCCUUUCAUCAUGAUCUUUUGUCCUAUCGUCAUCUUCAUCUUAUACUAUAG